UUUUUCCGAUAAAUAUUAUCCAGUUCACAAGUAAUCAUGUCAGGCAAAUCGGAUUUCAAGAUUAAUUCUAAAUUUGCAGAGAAAUAUGAGAAAUAUAGACAAAAAGAAGAGUUACAAAGGCGUAAGUGUGACUUCCCAAGCUUGUUAGCUAGCUAGCUAGCUAGAUGGCUAGCUAGCCAGCCGUUUAGCUCAUGUUAGCUAAAGUUAUCCUUCUUUUCAACUUGCUUGCUAACUUUUGAUCACAUUCUCACUUGAAAGUAAUCUUAUUCUGUAACGUAUUUAACUUAUCUAAUUAUACGUUCAGAAGUUAACUUAGCCACCGUUACAUUUUUGGUUAUGACUAGGUCGCUAGCAUGUUCAGAUAGCUAGAAAUCUAGUUGUCUUGUUUUCCUGGGGGAAUGCUUGCAUUUCAUUGAAUGGCUUGUCAUGUUCAACAUUGAUUUAUUUCAGUGAAAGACAAAUAUGGCGACCAAGCUGACGAGAGUGAGUCUGGUUCUGGUUCAGAGUCAGAUGAUGAUAGCGAGGUGGUAAGUACUAUUACUGUAGCUAAUUAGCCUAGCUAUAUAACGUCAAGUUCACAAUGCCAACACUGCCAUGGUGUUCUAUUUAUGGUUUGUCAGUGUUUUUGGCCCUACCUUUGUGUCCUUGACCUGUAUAUUUGUAAUUCCAAUGCAGGCUAAUGUGUGUCUUCUUAGGAACUUGACCCCAAAGUUGAAAGGGACUUCUACAGAACAUUGUCUCUGCUGAAGAAGAAAGAUCCUAAGAUCUAUCAGACUGAUGCAAAGUUCUACACAGUGGAAGGUAUGUCAUCAGUCAGCGGUUCUUGUUGCUGCAACUGAUUAUGGUAUGACACUUUCAUUCUGUGUUGCUUGUUUGUUUUAAGAGGUGUCUUUCAUGUCUCAACUUUUCUUUCUUAAUCAGAUGCAUCCAUUGCUGAUGAUGCCGUGCCUUCAACUUCAAAGAAAACGGAGAAGCCAAUGUAUCUGAAAGACUAUGAGCGAAAAGUUAUCUUGGAAAGGGGAGGGUGAGUGAGUUGCAGUUUUCCUACUGUGCAUAUCUUUCUUUGUCUCAUUAUGGGCAAAUGGUUUGAUAAUAACAAUUUGUCUCAUUCCCAGUAAAUAUGAGGAUGAGGAGGAUGAGGAGAGUGAUGAUGAAGAGGCUGCAAAGAGGAGAGAGGUAUGUUAUGAUACAUUUACAUGGAGGUAUGUCAUGAGAAGUAAUUUAUUGUUUGCCUUUGAUUUCUUUGACAGAGAGCUGCAUCUCCAAGUUACAUCCAGGAGCAGAGAGAAUUGAAAGAGAGGUAAGGGUUCAAUUCUCUCUUAAUCACUGUGCCCUUAGUCCUAAAGAACAACUUUUAUUUAUUUGUGUCGUUUAUACCUGUCUUUGUAACAUAAACACUGUCAUGCUUCCUCCAGCUUCCGUAAGUUCAUACAGGACAGUGAUGAGGAGGGCAGUGAAGCGGAGAAUGACUUUCAGCUGCUGAAGAGGAGGACCAAAACACAGGAAGAGAAGGUCAGCGUGGGAACCGGAGCCCGACUUUGUCUUAUCUUACAGUAUAAAGCUACGCAGAGAUAAACGUUCUAUUCUAACCUGUUAUAUCUUUCUACCCAACAGGAUAAAGAGGAAGAUGAUUAUGUGGACUGGCUGAAAGGCCAGGCAGAGCUGGAGGGCCAAGAAGAGGUGCAGGACAUGGUGAGUGAUGGAGAGACUGUUGGAUUAGAGGGCUAGAGAGAGAUAUGUAAUGACUUGCUGUGACUGAAGUAUGUGCUGUGUGUUGAGACAGAAAUACCUGAGGGACUAUUGGAACGACCCAGAGCUGGAUGAGAAGGAGUGUUUCCUUAGGGACUUUGUCCUGAAUAAGGGCUACAUGGAGAAAGAUGACGAGGACAGGUGACAGUUAUUUUAUGUCUAUACAUUUGUCUGUUUUUUUGUUUUGCUCAUGAAUGCUUUCCUUUGUAAUCAUAGAGCAGUGCUCAGCACCACUCUGACUGUGUACUAAUCUGGCAUGGCUGUGUGCAGGAUCCCCAGCUAUGACGAGGUGGUGAAUGAUGACGUGGAGGACUCAGAAGAGGAUGGGGAGUCGUUCUUGGAGCGCCAGGAGGACUUUGAAAGACACUACAACUUCCGCUUUGAGGAGCCUGAUGCCCAGAAGGUGGACUUUCCUGUCUGUCUACACACACAUGUCUGUUUGUGUGGUGUAGUGUAUGUACCCUGGUCUCAUAUAGUCUCUUAUUGUUCCUUACAGAUCAAGACUUACCCCCGUACCAUUGCCACCUCUGUCCGCUCCAAAGACGAGCGCAGGAAGCUCAAAAGGGAGGAAGUGAAGGAUAGGAAGAAAAAGGUCAGACUCACAUUACUCUCCAUCUUUUAGUUCAUCUUAUCCAUCAAUCCAUCCCUUCCUCAUUUCCCCCACUCUCCCAACUAACCCACAUGUCACUCUUCUGGCCCCUGCAGGAGAAGGAGCAGAAGCAUGAGCAGCUGAAGCAGCUGAAGAAUCUGAAGCGUAAUGAGAUUAUGGAGAAGCUGCGGCGGCUGCAGGAGCUGACAGGCAACGAGCAGCUGGCCUUCAGUAAGGUGGACCUAGAGGGAGACUUUGACCCCCAGCAGCAUGACCAGCUCAUGCAGGUGACCACUCACACGCCUCAAGAAAGGAAACAUAUUUUAAAUAAAAAGACACUUAUCUUAUUGUCUCUCCCUCUAUUUUUCUUUUUUCAGAAAUUCUUUGGUGAUGAAUAUUAUGGAGAGGAAGAGGGGGAGAAGCCCCAGUUUGAAGUUGAAGAGCUAGAGGGUGGUAAGUCACUCGUUGCUGACUUUAUUCUCUCGUAGAAUCGAAUACCUUAGAAUCAGUGGCAUUGUAAUAAGGGAGCUUUCUCUGUCCUGCAGAACACUGGAACUGGGACACAUGGACAGGAGAGGGUGGAGAUGAGGAAUAUGGUGGUGAGGAGGAGGAGCAUGAAGGAGAAGAGUAUGACCAGCCAAACUGUGAAGAUCCAGAUUUUAUUGUGAGUUCCUCUAAUAUGAUCAUCACUUCAGCAUUGCCUGCAGACCUUCAAAAACGCAUUUAGGGGAGGCUAGUCAGAAAUAAAGGUCUUGUUGAUGAUGGAGAUGGUCAGGCUGUGACUCACUCAUCUGAACUCUCACUCGACCAGAUGGAUGCGGACUAUGAUCCCAGUCAGCCAAGCACCUCCAAGAAGCAGAAGAAAAAGGAGAAGAGGAAGAUGAAGAAGGAGGAUGCCCCGCUGAUGGGAAAGAAGAGAAAGAAGUCUCAUUUUGCUGAGGUCAUCACCCAAAACAAGCCUGUGUUUGACCCCCGUGAGUCUCAGGAGGUUCAGCACCAUGAACCUUGGGUUAUUUUCCAUACCCUUUUAGAUUCUGUUCGAUAUAGUAUACAGAUAUUGAGACUGAAUGCUCUUUCAUGCAUCCAUCCUUUGUGUGUUUCAGAGGAGAAGUCAUUUGAGCAGUACCUGGACGAGUACUAUAAGCUAGACUAUGAGGACAUCAUAGACGACAUCCCCUGCAGGUUUCGCUACAGGCAAGUCCUGGCCAAUGACUUUGGCCUGUCCACUGACGAGGUGAGACGGGGAGCUCUAGUUCGUACUAGGUUGUCUCGGGGUUGGGGUCAAUUCCAGUCAAUUCAGGAAGUACACAAAAAUUCCAAUUAUUUUCCAUCCUUUUCAAUGAGGAAAAUGUUGAAUUUGGUAAACUUUUUUGAGGUGACUGGAAUUGAAAUAGAAUUGACCACAACCCUGGGUUGUGUUAUAGUGUUGUACUGUACAGACCCUGAGUCCUGCACUGAUGAACUGAGAUGUGACUGACCUGGUAUUGCCACCCUCCGGGGAUGGCUCUGACCAGGGCAUGACUUCAGUUAAUCUUCUCUCUGAGCAGACGAGGAUGAGGAGACAGAACGCUAGAAAGGGCAAUGCUUGUAUGCACUGCGUUAUCAACUUGCAUGGAGCCUUAUCUGCACAAAUUAGGUUUGAAGUAAUUUCUGUGGAUUUAGCGUCUUUGUUUAAAGUGGCUGUAUGAAUAUGUUACUAUUACAGAAAGUAACUUGUGCCUCCCUCCUCAGAUCCUGGGAGCAGAUGAGAAAGAGCUGAACCGCUGGGCCUCGCUAAAGAAGACCUGCAUGUUCAGGUACUGAACCUGGUCUCAAAACAGUAGGCCUUUACUAAUCAGCUACCUAUGGGGGAAAAUGGCCUUUCAGAUUAGUCCUUUUAUAUUUUUUUCUUCAUCUCUUUUUCAGGUCUGAUAAGGAGGAGAUGAGUGAUUUGCAGAACUACAAAAUCAAAUCACGAAAUGUGAACAAAAAGAAAGAAGUCUUGAACUCUUUCUAUGCUGAGUGAGUAUUCUACCAAAUGCAGAUUAUGUUCUCCAAUAAAUCUGAAAACGGAAUCAUCAUCACUGACCAAUUUGUGCUCAUCUUUUCUUGCAGGGAGGACAAAGAACAAGCAGAGGGCAAGACCAAGGUGGGUAAGAAGAGAAGAGACAGGAUGAAGAAUGCAGAGAAGGAUGACAAGGAUCUGGAGGAUGAUGAUGAGGCUGGACCCAGUCAGGAAAGCUCUGCAUUGGACUCUGCUGAGGGGACGUUAGUCCAGGCACUGAGAGAGGCAGGAGACCAGGCAGAGGAAGAGGAGUUCCUGGUACCAAAAUCCAAGAAGAUGAAACUGGAGGAGGAAACAGUUGCUACCACUCAGGAGACUGCCAACACAAGGACUGAAAGGCCAAAAUUGCCCAAGAAGAAACACAGGCACCCAGGAAGCCGCCUCAUGUCGGGGAAGGGGCCCUUCAGGGUGAAAAUGGGUGGGCGAGAGUUCAGCGGGCAGAGACUGAGGGCCUAUGGACUGAAUCCCAAGAGGCUGCACUUCAGACAGCUUGGCAGGCAGAAACGAAAAGCUCAAGAGAAGACUGAGAAGCAAGGGAGCAAGGAGUGAGGGAGAGAUCGGCACCAUUAUGAUUUAUUUCCCCUUAUAUUUUUGUGGUUUGCGGAGUACGGUUGGUAAAGUGACAAAUUGCACAAUAUAUAUGGACCAGAGAACAGUAUGGUUCUUAAUAAAUCAAAGUUGAAUGAGCUUACAAUAGCAUUGGCACUGAUACAGUGAGGGGGAAAAGUAUUUGAUCCCCUGCUGUUUGCCCACUGACAAAGACAUGAUCAAUCUAUAAUUUUAAUGGUAGGUUUAUUUGAACAGUGAGAGACAGAAUAACAACAGAAAAACACGUCAAACAUUUUUAUAAAUGUAUUUGCAUUUUAAUGAGGGAAAUAAGUAUUUGACCCCUCUGCAAAACAUGUAGUACUUGGUGGCAAAACCCUUGUUGGCAAUCACAGAGGUCAGACGUUUCUUGUAGUUGGCCAUCAGGUUUGCACACAUCUCAGGAGGGAUUUUGUCCCACUCCUCUUUGCAUAUCUUCUCCAAGUCAUUAAGUUUUCGAGCCUGACGUUUGGCAACUUGAACCUUCAGCUCCCUCCACAGAUUUUCAAUGGGAUUAAGGUCUGGAGACUGGCUAGGCCACUCCAGGACCUUAAUGUGCUUCUUCUUGAGUCACUCCUUUGUUGCCUUGGCCGUGUGUUUUGGGUCAUUGUCAUGCUGGAAUACCCAUCCACGACCCAUUUUCAAUGCCCUGGCUGAGGGAAGGAAGUUCUCACCCAAGAUUUGAUGGUACAUGGCCCCGUCCAUCGUCCCUUUGAUGCGGUGAAGUUGUCCUGUCCCCUUAGCAGAAAAACACCCCCAAAGCAUAAUGUUUCCACCUCCAUGUUUGACGGUGGGGAUGGUGUUCUUGGGGUCAUAGGCUGCAUUCCUCCUCCUCCAAACACGGCGAGUUGAGUUGAUGGAAAAGAGCUUGAUUUUGGUCUCAUCUGACCACAACACUUUCACCCAGUUCUCUUGAAUCAUUCAGAUAUUCAUUGGCAAACUUCAGACGGGCCUGUAUAUUUGCUUUCUUGAGCAGGGGGACCUUGAGGGCGCUGCAGGAUUUCAGUCCUUCACGGCGUAGUGUGUUACCAAUUGUUUUCUUGGUGACUAUGGUCCCAGCUGCCUUGAGACCAUUGACAAUAUCCUCCCGUGUAGUUCUGGGCUGAUUCCUCACUGUUCUCAUGAUCAUUGCAACUCCACGAGGUGAGAUCUUGCAUGGAGCCCCAGGCCGAGGGAGAUUGACAGUUAUUUUGUGUUUCUUCCAUUUGCGAAUAAUCGCACCAACUGUUGUCACCUUCUCACCAAGCUGCUUAAUGAUGGUCUUGAAGCCCAUUCCAGCCUUGUGUAGGUCUACAAUCUUGUCCCUGACAUCCUUGGAGAGCUCUUUGGUCUUGGCCAUGGUGGAGAGUUUGGAAUCUGAUUGAUCGCUUCUGUGGACAGGUGUCUUUUAUACAGGUAACAAACUGAGAUUAGGAGCACUCCCUUUAAGAGUGUGCUCCUAAUCUCAGCUCGUUACCUGUAUAAAAGACACCUGGGAGCCAGAAAUCUUUCUGAUUGAGAGGGGGUCAAAUACUUAUUUCCCUAAUUUAAAAUGCAAAUCAAUUUAUAACAUUUUUUACAUGCAUUUUUCUGGAUUUUUUUGUUAUUCUGUCUCUCACUGUUCAAAUAAACCUACCAUUAAAAUUAUAGACUGAUCAUUUCUUUGUCAUUGGGCAAACGUACAAAAUCAGCAGGGGAUCAAAUACUUUUUUCCCUCACUGUAGUUGCUAGUUUCUGCUAUUUUACUGAGCGCCCCUCCAGGUUAACUGUGCUUUCAAUUGUAUAUUUUAAUAUAUUUUGUAUUUUAUUCCUGGAAACUAUCGGAUAAGCUUGAACAACUCUUGGAACAAUUGUGAUUUACUUGACUGUAUUUCGCAAACUGCAACACAAUUGUAAUACAUUUUGUGUACGCCUACUGUCUGUUGUUUUUGGUCUACCUGUUCUUGAGAAAAAAAAUGGUUCCCUAAAAUGAACACAUUUUGUCCAGAAAUAACCUCUUCGGAUUGAAAGGGGAUUAGCCUACCUAUUUCACCACACAACCGAAGUUCCAUCAAAGAGAGAAUGGAUACUUUAAAUCAUUGGUUCCCAACCAGGGGUACUAUGACCCAUAGGGGUACUUGAGAAGAAUAGACCAUAGGCCUACUGGUAAAAUGCAAAUGAGGGGGUACUCUGGG
Molecule: messenger RNA, 7120 nt
Organism: Coregonus sp. 'balchen'
Lineage: Eukaryota; Metazoa; Chordata; Actinopteri; Salmoniformes; Salmonidae
Source: the annotation of a GenBank genome assembly